CAUAGAAGAAAGACAAAGACAUAUGUAAAUCAUAAAUUAUUUGAAACUUCAUUAAAAGUUUUUCGAGAAAAGAUAAACGCAAAAGUUACAACUUCAUUCUUAAUGUUUUUCGUUCCUCCUCUAUGAGCCGAGAGAAUUUAGUGCCCAUAAUGAUUAGACGCGAUGUAGAGAGCUUUAAUAUGGAAGACUUCGAUGACCGUUAUGUGCGUCAUGCAUUCAUUUCGAAAGUAUUCGGUAUACUUGGCGCGCAAAUCGUUUUGACACUCGGUAUUGUUCUCCUCUUCGUUUACGUUGAUGCCAUACAGGAUUUCGUUGAAGAACACCGUUGGCUUAUGUGGCUAGCGUUGGGUUGUGUGAUGAUUACAAUGAUACCGAUUAUGUGUUGUGAAAGUGCACGACGUAGUUUUCCAGUGAACUUCAUACUUCUUAUACUAUUCACGGUGGCCGAAUCGUUUCUAUUGGGUUGCAUCGCCAUUCGGUAUACGCCCGAUGUCGUUCUUUAUGCCAUCGGUAUAACGGCAAUUGUAGUGCUGGUUCUCACUAUAUUUGCCAUGCAAACAGCAAUCGAUUUCACCGCAUGCGGUGCCAUCCUCUUAAUCGGUACAGUUAUUUUACUUAUCAUCGGACUCGUGGCCAUCUUUGUGCCCUCCCGUACCCUAAUUAUAGUCUACUGCUCCAUCGGGAUUGUCAUAUUCUCAUUUUACAUAAUCUUCGACAUACAAAUGAUGCUCGGUGGCAAGCAUAAGUACGCAAUUAGUUCAGAAGAUUAUAUAUUUGCAGCCUUGAGUAUUUACACAGAUGUGGUCACCUUAUUUAUGUAUAUACUUACCCUAAUGGGCAUUGUGGACAAUUGAGAAAAGCGAAGUAAUGGUAAAACAUUUAUGGAGUUAACAAAUUAUAUUUUUUUGAGUUUGUCAUUAAUUUAUUUAUUUAACACAUACAUACAUACAUAUAAUAUUACUUUG
Messenger RNA from Ceratitis capitata (Mediterranean fruit fly), 965 nucleotides. RefSeq names its product protein lifeguard 1. The record is from RefSeq and is a predicted model, not a curated record. Gene Ontology annotation, cellular component: membrane. The transcript has 3 exons. The coding region runs from base 123 to 854 and encodes 243 amino acids. Lineage: Eukaryota; Metazoa; Arthropoda; Insecta; Diptera; Tephritidae.